CAAAGUGUCGUCCCCGGUGUCCAGACGUUAGUGUCGUAUUUGACAGCUUGAGACGGACGGAGGGGAAACUGGCGGGUCAGAAACAGCGGUUCAUUACCGGGAGAGAAGCUUCGACCGGAGGAAUCACGUCCACUUUGUUCCGUUCAGAACCAACCGAGGGAGAUAAACACCGUCUCCCUGUAACUUAACUAGUGGUUAGAUAGUUGUGUAACUAGUUGUUUAACUAGUUACUGUAGCUCAAUCUCCCGGUAAAGGUUAUUACGGCGGAUGGGAUGAAAGCACGACUACAAAGAUUCAAUUUAUUCAAUGUCAAGACGGAGACAAAAGCUGUCCCUGAUAUCAUCAGUACGCUGCGUCAGGCUGGGAAGAGCUCGGCGCGCAACGAUGACCUCGCAGCGCCCACCCCCGCCGCCUCUUCCUCAGAAGACUGUGCUCCGUCCGCGUCGUCGGCCUUCGGCGCCGCCACCAUGUUUGCCAAGAGGUUUGAGGUUCUGUUCUGUGGAAGAGUGACCGUCGCACACAAGAAAGCCCCGCCCGCUUUGAUUGACGAGUGCAUCGAGAAAUUCAGCCAAUCCGUAGGGCCCGGGGGCGAUCCUAAACCAGAAAGUGGCGGUGGAUUGGUGGACGGACUGCAGAGAACUCUGGCCUUACCGACGCUGACGCGAAAUGGAGGAACGGGGGAUGGAGAGGUCAGAGGAAGAGGAUACGGUGCCUCUAGUGGUGGGAGGCCGGCGGUGUUCAAACCAGACCCCAGUUUCCCCUGUCUCCGGGCCCUGGAUGAGAACGGACUGUCACCUGAACUACACACACACACCGCUGGUGUUCAGCCCACCAGUCUACAGGAGAAUAGGACCAUGCUGUUCAUGGUGGGUCGGUCUCAGAUCUUCCUGGUCAGUCCAGACACUAAGAAGGUUGCCAUAGAGAAGAGCUUCAGAGAAAUAUCUUUCUGCUCACAGGGUAUUCAUCAUGUGGAUCACUUUGGGUUCAUCUGUAGAGAGACAGUAGAAGGAGGGAGCUGUACGUUCGUCUGCUAUGUCUUCCAGUGUACUGAUGAAUCCCUGGUGGAUGAGAUCAUGUUGACUUUAAAGCAGGCGUUCUCUGUGGCCGCCCUGCAGCAGAGUGUAAGGACCAGGAGCCAGCAGUGUGACAGUUGCCCCAUGCAGCAGCUGCACAGGCUGUGUGAGAGGAUAGAAGGUCUCCUCCCGUCUAAAGCCAAGCUGGAGUUUCAGAAACAUCUGGCCACACUGGACAACCAGGAACAAGCUGCCGUGUUCGAGAACACUGUGAGGGCCAGUCCUAAGAGUGACCAGGAGGAGAAUGAGCUGCUGAUGGAGUCUUUGAGGAGUCUGUAUGAACAGAAACAGAGGAGUCAUCAACACACAGAUCACAGACCGGUACCAGAGGCUCCAGCCCCAGUAGAGGUCCAGUCCAGUAGCAGACAGAGAUUAGAGCAGUUUAAAACCAGAGCAAAACGCUCCCUCACAGAGUCACUGGAGGGCAUCUGGAAGGGAAGUAGCAAAGCCAGGGCUCAGAGAGAGAACAGUGGAGACAUCAGUUCAUCUGACUCUACACUGAACUUCACUGGACAGGACCCCUCCCUAGAAGACCCCCUCCCCUCCUCCAAUCCUCUGCGGUCUCACAACUCGACAGGGGACCUGAAGCGUCUGGCCACCUCUCCUCUCUCCGUCUCUCCUUCCUUCUCAUCCCUGUCUCUGUCCUCCCGGGACGCACGGUCCCAGCCUCAUGGCUUCAGGCGGAGAGCCAGCACCUUCAGCCACUCCCCUUCCUACCACGACCACGCCCCUUCCGACCCUGACCACACCCCCUCGUAUACACACACACCCCAGGUACCCAGCGGCUCCACCAAGCCCAAACUGGUCCGGCACUACUCUGUCAGCACCGACACACCGCACCAGAGCAAUGACGUAGCAGCCCUGUCCAGUCCGGUAGCAGUGUGUGUGGUAGGAGACAGUCCUCUACGGAGACACUCCUGGAGACAACAGAUCUUCCUACGUGUCGCUACCCCUCAGAAAAACACUGACAGCAAUGACAGGGGUGACUGCUCCUUAGAUGGCAGGGGCUUGUCUGUGUGCGGGGUUGGAGACGGAUCACUGGGCGUGGUUCCGGAGGAGAGGAAGAAACGUGGCCGAGCAGAACUGAGACAGCUGUGGAGGAAGGCCAUCCUGCAACAGACACUACUGCUGAGGAUGGAGAGAGAGAACAGCAAGAUACAGGGUAACAGAAUGGAGAGAACAGCAAGAUACAGGGUAACAGAAUGGAGAGAACAACAAGAUACAGGGUAACAGAAUGGAGAGAACAACAAGAUACAGGGUAACAGAAUGGAGAGAACAGCAAGAUACAGGGUAACAGAAUGGAGAGAACAACAAGAUACAGGGUAACAGAAUGGAGAGAGAGAACAACAAGAUACAGGGUAACAGAAUGGAGAGAGAACAACAAGAUACAGGGUAACAGAAUGGAGAGAACAACAAGAUACAGGGUAACAGAAUGGAGAGAGAGAACAGCAAGAUACAGGGUAACAGAAUGGAGAGAGAACAACAAGAUACAGGGUAACAGAAUGGAGAGAGAGAACAACAAGAUACAGGGUAACAGAAUGGAGAGAGAACAACAAGAUACAGGGUAACAGAAUGGAGAGAACAGCAAGAUACAGGGUAACAGAAUGGAGAGAACAACAAGAUACAGGGUAACAGAAUGGAGA
Messenger RNA from Oncorhynchus masou masou (cherry salmon), 2716 nucleotides. RefSeq names its product TBC1 domain family member 1-like. The record is from RefSeq and is a predicted model, not a curated record. Lineage: Eukaryota; Metazoa; Chordata; Actinopteri; Salmoniformes; Salmonidae. Bases 273 to 2303 code for a protein of 676 amino acids. The transcript is spliced from 12 exons.